Messenger RNA from Phlebotomus papatasi, 491 nucleotides. RefSeq lists its product as uncharacterized. Gene Ontology annotation, molecular function: peptidyl-tRNA hydrolase activity. NCBI's taxonomy places the organism in Eukaryota, Metazoa, Arthropoda, Insecta, Diptera, Psychodidae. Gene Ontology annotation, cellular component: cytosol; mitochondrion. The transcript has a single exon. The coding region runs from base 1 to 399 and encodes 132 amino acids. The record is from RefSeq and is a predicted model, not a curated record.
AUGUUAUGGAAGUUCUUUAAUGUCAAUCACCAAACCGUGCCAAAGGCCCUCAAGAUGGUCCUGGUCGUGCGACAAGACAUACGUUUAUCUAAGGGAAAAACAUCCAGUCAGUGUGCCCAUGCAGCAGUCAUGUGUUAUGAGAGGAGUCUCUCUUGCGGUAGGAAGAAUUUUUUGGAUGCAUGGAGAGUUUUAGGACAACCUAAGAUUGUCCUGCGAAUAGAAAAUGCCCAACAAAUGGAAAAACUCUAUAGUCUUGCAACAUCUCAGGGAAUUAUUGCUGUUCUUGUACACGAUGCCGGACGUACAGAAAUUCCAUCAGGAACAAUGACCGUCUUGGGAUUAGGACCAGAUUGUAAUGAUAAAUUGAAGGAAAUUGUGGGUAAAUUAAAGGUUUUAUAGUCAUUAUCAAUAUUGGGAAAUAUGAUUUCAUAAUCAUAAUUAGUCAAAUAAAAUGUAAUAUAUUAAAUUGCAAUAAAUAUUCUUUAAGAAUU